CAUGGAUAUAUAAGCUGGGGCACACUUGCUCAACGAUAACAACUCCAGACGUCCGCCAGCUGACCUCAGCCUGUUACCAAAGUUCAGGUGUCCUUAAACGGUGAGUGAUACUUCCUCUUUGGUGCCUUGAGCGACUACACAGCAUGCUGCCUGGGAGAGCGGCUGACAUCCACCACUGCGUCCUGACGAGCCGCUGGCUGCCUGCAGCUCUGGCUCUGCUCCUCCUCCUCUCCUCCAGCUUCAGCAGAGCGCACAGCACCACGGUGGAGCACGACUUCCACAUUGUUCACAAUGUCGACAACAGAAGUCCAGAGAUCGACCCAUUCUGGUAUGUGGGGCGUGGGGUGAGACCCAUCGGGCGCUUCGGGAAGAGGCACAGCAACGUGGAGGCUCUGGCCAGCGGGGGGAUGCAGCCUGUGGUCAGGAUGUUGGCGCUGCUGUUCAACAGCCUCAGAAACAAGGAGAACCUCGGGGGAGUGCUAGAUGGGGAGGACAGGGAUUGGUUACCGUGACAGCGUGUCCUCCCUUCAUUCACAAACUCAGUGUGUCUUAAUUUGAAAAAAAAUAAAAUAAAAUCUAGAUUGAGGUUAUAUACUCGUUUGCUCUAGUUCUUAACAGUGUUUCUCUCUGGUGUCUGUUCCGAGGCCUUCAUUGAUAGGAUUCUUGAUGAAAUCACUCUCCAAAUGUAUCUGUAUAUAAAAAUGCAUUCUAUAUUGAUUAAUAAACCAGGAUAU
Molecule: messenger RNA, 734 nt
Organism: Micropterus salmoides (largemouth bass)
Lineage: Eukaryota; Metazoa; Chordata; Actinopteri; Centrarchiformes; Centrarchidae
Gene: prlh2
Product: prolactin releasing hormone 2
Molecular function (GO): hormone activity
Source: RefSeq, a predicted model, not a curated record